GCUCACCUGAGUGGGCCAUUCUUUUGAAACACACACACAUUCACAAUAACAAUUAUUAGAAAUUCAUUUUGAAAUUGGGUAAAGGACAACACUUUAAGCAGAAACAGAAAGGAACAAAGUGAUUUAGGGGAAACCUGCUUCUCGUCUUUUAAAUCUCGAUUUUAUCAAUCUUUCACAUUUGUGCCGUUGCUGCGCCUAUACUGGUCCUUUAUAUUGUAAUUGGAAUUUGUAUUUGCUCGCUGUGUAUAUGCAUAAAAACCAUGGAUACGCAUUUUCCGAAAUUCCUUCGAGAGAUUCAUCAUUGUGUCUUACAACUAGCAGUUUUUCUUCUACUCACAAGGAUUUCAUCCAUAGAGGGACAAUGCGGAGAAGAUACUGACGGGCCUGUCGUAACGUGCGUAGAUAGUAUCACGUUACCCGAUGCCGUGCCAAACACUUUCUUUGGUGUAAGCGAGGCUGCGGGCCACUUCACGGCCAUAGAUGCAAAUCCACCAGUUAUUGAUACCGACUAUAAUCCUCCUGUCGGAUCACCUUCAGGAGGAGGUACCAUCUUUACAAGUGGUUCUACUGGACUUACCGUGACCUUUGAAGAUGCUUGUGGAAACCCUGCCACAUGUGAUAUUAACAUCAUCAAUCCACUCACUGAGAUACCUGUCAGUAACUGCCCAGAUUUCAGUGGAACAGAAAACACCGACCCAGGUUCAGCUACGUUUGCGUUUACACCCCCUCCUUACGGUCCGACUGAUGUCAUAACUGCUGGCGUGACCUAUUUUUAUCAUGGGCCCGGCAGCCCUGCCUUGCCUACUGUUCAGUUUUCGACCAUGCCAGCGAUGCCAGGUCCACCAUUCUCACUUCCGGUCGGAGCAAACACCAUCAUCACGACCAUCAGUGACACAGAUCUUUCCUUCUCUUGUCAGUCUACCGUAACUGUUCUAGACGAUCAGGAUCCUGUAGUCACAUGCCCGGCUGACUUCACCACCGAUUCAACAACUGUAACAUUCACAGCGACUGUGACAGACAAUGUCGACCCUUCACCAACAUUAACCUAUGACCCACUAGGACCAGGAGACACCUUUCCUCUGGGUCCAACGACGGUUAUUGUGACUGCCACAGACAGUUCAUCAAACAUAGACACAUGUUCAUUUACUGUUACCGUCGAAGACAAUCAGGAUCCUGUAGUCACAUGCCCGGCUGACUUCACCACCGAUUCAACAACUGUAACAUUCAGUUCAGUUACUGUGACAGACAAUGUCGACCCUUCACCAACAUUAACCUAUGACCCACUAGGACCAGGAGACACCUUUCCUCUGGGUCCAACGACAGUUACUGUGACUGCCACAGACAGUUCAUCAAACCAAGGCACAUGUUCAUUUACUGUUACAGUUGUAGAACCAACCACUACAACUACGACUACGGCCGCCACAACGACUACGGCCGCCACAACGACUACUACUCAAGAAAGCAGUGGUUCCGGUAGUUCCAGUUCCAGUUCCAGUUCCAGUGAGAACAGUUCUAGUUCCAGUGAGAACAGUUCUGAUAAUGCCGAUUCGAAUAAAACAAACGAUUCUUCAAACGAGUCUGAUUAGCGUUAUAAAAGUAUUCCCAUACGCCGCAGGUGCGGAUCCAGGAUUUUCCAAAAGGGGGGGGGCACAUUUUUCAACCACAAAUUAAGGAUAUUUCGUACCCGAAAAAAAAUUGACAAGCAAAAAAAAGGGUCUUCAAUUUCAAGAGGGGGCAAACCUCUGUUUUAAUGGCAUUUUUACAUUACAAAUUUUAAUUUUAUUUCUCAAGGGGGGGGGGCACGUGCCCCCUGUGCCCCCCCCCCCCCGGAUCCGCCAGUGAUACGCCGCAUAUUAGACUGGGCUCUGUCAUUUUAAAAGCAAAGUUCUUCCACACGAACAAGUCGAUUUGAAUGAAAAGAACAAAAUGAAUCGAAACUAUCGCUGAGAAAGUAUCAGAUUCUGAUGUGAAAUAAGAAAGUUAUAGCAUUCGCUUAUUUUAUUUAUUCGCUUAUUUUCGGGAAACGGGUGGAAUUAAAAUAAGGAAACCAAUGACGUAAUACACUCGCUAACUGAUUUGUAUUAUUUCAAAUAGGAAUUGCUUCAAUUUAUUGCAUAUCAGUGACAAUUUCAAGCAUGGAUGACUCGGUCCUGGAUAUGUAGAUUCGUCAUAAUUGUUAUCGAAUCUAAAAAAGAAACCAAACUAUUUUAUGUUUUUAUUCAGCACAUUGCAAGGGAAAUAAUGAAUGUGUGAUACCACAUUGAUUCAUUUGCAUAAUAAUGAUACAUCAUUGUUAUGCAUAACAGUUUUGUAAAAUUUAGUGAAUCUUUGAGAUAUUGUUACUUCCUUAUUUUAAAUCAGAUAAUAUAAUGAAAUCAAUUUAAUACACUUGUUUGAGAUUUCUCUUCUCAUUCAAGUCAACUUGUAUUGAAUUGAAAUUUAUCAUCUCCUUACGGGGAAUAUCCCUUUCACUUGUACAUUACAAAUACAAACGUUUGCAAGGAAAUGAAGUUUACAAAUGAGAUGACAAAUAUAAAUAGACAUGUCAGCUGAGAUCAACUAAAUUUGUAACAGUAAUUUAAACUUUUUGUUAGGGUGGACUUAUUUCGACCCCAAAUUAUGUCUGUGGAAUUUAAUGUCAUUCGCAAGAAUUUUGUACAUUUUGUUAUGUUCGUGAUGUUUUUUAUGAUUACUGUAUAUGAAAAAGUCGAUGUAAGGUUUACCACGGGAAGCCGGUACUGCGGUAGAGCGAAUAAGUCAUGAAAAAAAAUAAUAAAGUGAUUAACAUGUAUUUUUGUAAUAUUUUUUCUUUGUAUUAAAGGAUAAAAAUCUGAAAUAAAAAGUAAAUCAUAUUAUAUUCCAA
Lytechinus pictus (painted urchin) is the source of this 2863-nucleotide messenger RNA. RefSeq names its product hyalin-like. The coding region runs from base 261 to 1586 and encodes 441 amino acids. The record is from RefSeq and is a predicted model, not a curated record. The transcript has 6 exons. NCBI's taxonomy places the organism in Eukaryota, Metazoa, Echinodermata, Echinoidea, Temnopleuroida, Toxopneustidae.